Messenger RNA from Ilyonectria robusta, 1089 nucleotides. RefSeq lists its product as uncharacterized. The transcript has 4 exons. The coding region runs from base 111 to 887 and encodes 258 amino acids. Lineage: Eukaryota; Fungi; Ascomycota; Sordariomycetes; Hypocreales; Nectriaceae. The record is from RefSeq and is a predicted model, not a curated record.
UUUCUCCUUGCACUUUCCGCCUGUGGGCUGAGGGAUGCGAGAGAUAGGACUCGGACAAACCAGACGCCCACGGCGUGCCAGAUGUUUACCACCGGCGCGUUGAAGAGCUCAUGGCUUCGAAGCACAACUGUGCCAUUGAACCGGACGCGCGAUCGUAUUCCAGCGCGGGGUCAGCUUCAAGCUCGUUGGACUACGUUUUGACAGGAUAUACAGCUAAAUCUAUCCCGAUCCGUCUUACAGAGUGGCACCGCGAACUGGUUGGUCGACUGGGUGCUACUAUAGUCAAUAAUCCCCUUCAGAAUGGGAUUCGGGAUGCCGCAGUUGAGGACACGAAGUCCGCCUCGUCGCAUGGUUCGAAGCCAUACACUGAUUCUGAGAUUCUUGCUGCUCUCGCAGCUGAGGAUGCCCGUAUAGUCAACGGCAUCUCUCCCGAAGAAGCCCCCGCCGCGAUUCGCCAACGAUACGACGUCCUCGACAAAUGCCUCCAGGCCGAGAAGAACGCUGUUGAGAAUAUCGCAGCUACAGAGAAGCGCAUUGGCAUCCGUUCAGCUCAACUCGAGCGCGUCUCUGCUUCCGUCAAUGCAAUUCUCGAGAUGAAAGCCCGAAAACAAAACUAUCGACGCGAGGAGAUCUACAGACACGUCUCCCAGCACUUGCGGGAACUCAAGGAAAAGGGAGAGGCGAAGCAUGAGGAGACGUGGGAGAUGGCGCUCCAGCUUGCCAGCCUUCUGACAAAGGAAAGGGAGCUGGAGUCGAAGAUGAAGGAAGAGGCGCAAAAGGUCGGCGUAGACGGGGUUUCUGAGGCUGAUGAGAUCGAGAGAGUCCUGCAGCGCUUGCUUGAGAGCCAUGGAGUUUUGGUCGAUGAUGCUGAGGACUGCUUCUUUUAAUGCGGGGCAAGUGAGGGGUGCUUGAUGACGCUGAGCCGAGGUUGGCCGAGAAUGCCUCUUGUCCAGCUAACAUACAAAGCAAGCUGUGUUUGAGUUACAAAGUUGUACGGUAAAGACUCAUCCAGACAGCACAGGUUUGGGCAUGCGACUGCUUCAGCAUCACCGAGUGCAGUGUGCCUGAAGGGUCGGCGGCUAAGCAUAU